This is a messenger RNA of Nicrophorus vespilloides, 1743 nucleotides long. It is a transcript of the gene Cyp28c1, whose product is annotated as cytochrome P450 9e2. The record is from RefSeq and is a predicted model, not a curated record. Bases 232 to 1725 code for a protein of 497 amino acids. Gene Ontology annotation, molecular function: heme binding; iron ion binding; monooxygenase activity. The transcript has 6 exons. Lineage: Eukaryota; Metazoa; Arthropoda; Insecta; Coleoptera; Silphidae.
AUGCAUAUUUGCUUUCAUUACAUUAUUUACUGUGUGUAUCGUGAAUGGUUACAAAACGAUAAAAAAGGUCACCAAGUCUUCGCGUCUUAUCCGGUCUUGAUCAAUUAAUCUCGGACCGGUAUUGGAUAUAAUUGUUUGUAUCUUAAUGUUAAAGCUCUCAAAUGCGGUUUAUCCAGUACAUUAUAAAUAGACGACCGUGAAGGAAGUGGCAUUUCGAAUUUCUCUACCAUCAUGUUCGCGUCUACAUGGAUCUUACUGGCGUUCGUAAUAUGCAUUCUCCUCUACAUCUUCUGCAUAAAACCGUACAUCUUUUGGUAUACGAAAAGGGUGCCUGGUCCAAUACCCGUUCCAAUAUUCGGUAACAUUCUGGAGAACAUUUUGCAGAUCAAGCCGUUCACCAAUGUGAUCACGGAUUACUGCAAAGCGUUUGAGAAACACAGAUAUUAUGGAUUCUACCAGUUCUCUAAGCCGGUGCUCAUCCUGAACGAUUUACAGCUGAUCAAGCAGAUGAGUAUUAAAGAUUUCGAACACUUUGCAGACCACGGGACAAAUUCGCGCGAAGACAUCGAUGAGUACUUCUGCAAAAUACUGUUCGCUCUGAAAGGUGAAUCCUGGCGACGUAUGAGAACGACGAUCAGCCCCGUUUUUACCGGAAGCAAAAUGCGUUUUCUUUUCGGAUUGGUCAGAGAUUGCGCCGAGAAUGCAGUGAGUUAUCUGCAUGAACAGAAGGAGGAAGUGAUCGAGGUGGAAAUGAAAGAUUUCAGCGGAAGGAUAGGAAACGAUGUUAUAGCUAGUUGCUCACUUGGCAUCACCUGCGACUCGCUGCGAAAUCCAGAAAAUGAAUUCUACGUUAAUUCAAUUAAAAAUUUCAAUUUCGUAGGCAGCAGACUUAUGGUGCUCUACGCGUUCAUCUUCAACGCUUAUCCAAACCUCUUAAAGCUAUUUGGCAUCCGGAUUUUCGGCAAGAAAAUGACAAGCUUCUUCAAUAAGGUGAUCGCCGAUUCAAUAAAAUAUAGGAAAGACAACAAUGUUACUAGGAGCGAUGUGAUCCAACUGUUGAUGGAUGUUAAGAAAGAAAAGUCAUUUAUAACGGAUCAUGAUAUCGUGGCGCAAGCAUUGUCUUUUUUCUUCGCCGGUUUUGAAACAGUUACUUACAGUAUUUCCUUCAUGUGCUACGAAUUAGCUUUGAAUCCUGACGUACAGGAUAAACUGUAUGAAGAAAUUCAGGCCACUUUUGAAGGAGACGUUAAUUACGAAGCUUUUGCUAAAAUGAAAUACAUGGAUAUGGUUAUUACAGAAACUUUAAGGAGAUGGGGACCCUCGGUGGUGAUCGAUAGAGUUUGCACCAAAGACUACAAAAUACCAGCAAAACUACCGAAUGAACGCGAUCUGCUCAUCAAGAAAGGACAGCUAAUCUUUAUUCCCGUACACGCAAUGCACUGGAAUCCCGAAAUUUACGAGGAUCCACAUAGAUUCUAUCCGGAGCGAUUCCUGGAUAAAAAUUCUGCAGAUCCUAACAAUCUGCUCAGCUUCGGCAUCGGACCAAGAAGUUGUAUCGGUUCGAGAUUUGCGAUUUUAGAAUGCAAAUUGAUGUUGGCUUAUCUACUGAAAGAUUACGAGAUUGUUCCCAUCGCAAGAACCAAGAUUCCCAUCAAGCUCAGCAAGAAGCACAUGGGAGCAAGCGCAGAGGGCGGUUUCUGGAUGGGACUGAAGAGACGAAAUUGAUUGUUGUAUAAUUUAAAA